CGGGAGCGCGGCAGAAAUGUGUCACCCACGGUGGCCGCGGCAAGGCGUCCGGCUCGCCCCCAGCAUGUCGGCUGUGCGGGCGGCGGCGUGGCGGAGGUCUGGGCUCUGCCCCGCGGGGCUCAGGGCAUUUUGGAGAGGCCGCAGUACCCGCAGAGCACACGAUAGGGGGUGCAGGAAGGAGUAAAGAGAAGUGUAAGCAGACCAAGCAGUUCCUGAGAAAGAAGAAGGAAUGAUCUGUCCCCCACCAUGCAGCCGGAGUUAUCUCACCACUGAGGACCUGCAGAGCUGCCUCGAGUCCCAGGUCAUCGAGGUCUUUGUGCCCUCUCUUCCUGAGGACUAACAGACUCCUCUGCAGGAGAACAGGCUGAAGCAUUGCCUGCUGGCCUGGCUGGCAGUAGAGCUGGGACAUGCUGUCCCAAACUCCCAGCUGCACUGGAUGUGCCAUGCUGGGGAUGUGCUAGGUUUCUAUUGCACCCCCAUGAAAGACAGGACCGAGACUGAUGAACUCACAGCUGCAGAGCUGCUCCUGAACAUGAAAAUCAUCUGGCAGCAGUGAGUCACCCCAUGGAGCAUUCCCAUGCUUGACUUGUGCUGCAGGCAGCAGCAGAGCUCUCUAGUUGGGGUGAGAUCUGUGAAUUUCACUAAUAGAAGUUCAUUGAAAUCUUUUCACUAGGUAAUGGUGAAGUCUCCAACAGCCCUAUAUAAUCAGCUGCUACUGAGACAUCUUAUUGAAUUCCCUAAUGUCUUUUAAGGGCCAUGUUUUUAAGUUCUUAAAGUGUUUUAAGUUCUUAAGGGUGUUAGUUUUUCUUCCCAUCUAAGAUGCAGGUCUGCUUUUAAUCAGAGGAGAGAAGCAGUGAAGUCAGGAGGACAAGAAAAUAGCCUGAGAAAUGCAUGAUGUUCUAUGAGUGUUUUCUAUGAAACAAGAUUUUCCAGUAAGAUUGUUUCCAGUAAGGUUGAGAGUCUGUGAUCUUUCUGGGAAUAAUCUAGAAAUGUCCUGGUUGUACCACUCCAUGCCCUGAACUCUUGCUUCCCUGGUUUCUUUCAGCGUGCAGAUGCAUGAAGCACACUUAGGCACUGCUGCUUUUGUGUGUUACAGCACUCAGUUUCUUAACUGCGCAAACUUCUGAAGUGCAGCUUUCUACUUGAAAGCUCUGAAGCAAUUUUAAGAAAUGCUUUCUUUUCUCCUUUUGACUCUUGGAGAAUUACAGAAUAGUAUAAGUAUACACCUACAUGUUCCACUGUAGGGUGAAUGGGGAGAUGUUUCACUGAUCACCAUGGAAGGCUGAAUGUUCACAAAUCUCUCCCCUGUGGCUUAUGGGAAACCACAGUGAGUGUGACAAAUGGCUAACUCUGUCAUCUUGCUGGCUUCAAAGGCCAUUUGGCAGCAGUGAAUUUAAAGUUACUUUGUCAUGAAAUUUUGUCCUUCCAUCAAAACCAGAAAUAUCUGCAUCUCUUGUUUCCUCUUUAACACACACUAUGUAGGACAACAUAAUCAGUUAUAGUUGUACUUUGUGCUCAUUCCCCUUUCUGUCACCCUGAAAACUCAGCUUCUGAGCUUGCUGACGUAGUUCUCUAAAGACUUUCCCAGGACAGUAACUGUAAACAUAGAUAUGUGUACAUACUUUCUGAUACACGUCUUUUGAUGGACAUCUCUCAUGGCCGGUGCGGUUGGGAAAGUGUUAUCCUGACCAUGGAAUCCCUGGCCAUGGUCAGAAACCUAUAAAUUCUGGGAGAAGAAAUAAAGUGCUCUCUUCCUUU
This is a messenger RNA of Parus major (Great Tit), 1758 nucleotides long. Its product is annotated as 39S ribosomal protein L50, mitochondrial. The record is from RefSeq and is a predicted model, not a curated record. NCBI's taxonomy places the organism in Eukaryota, Metazoa, Chordata, Aves, Passeriformes, Paridae. Gene Ontology annotation, cellular component: mitochondrial large ribosomal subunit; mitochondrion.